AUGAUAAGACAAUAAUCAAUAAUAUCAGGAGAAUACUUAGUUUUUGAUACUUAUGAUCUAAUUAAAAAGGGAUAAUAUAGACAAUGCAUAUAGAAGAUUAACAGAUUAGUCUUUGAUCCUUAAUUGGCUAAAGGUUAGCCAUAAUUUUUAUAAUUACAAAUUUAACUAUGUAGAAGACUAUUAUUUUGUUGCAAUAAAAUACUAAAGAAGUAUGAUUAUACUAUAACAUUUUUAGAUACUUCUAAAAGUUUUCAGAAAAGUCUCACAAAGUUUAAUCGUUACUUAAUCGCACCAUUGAAUUAAGUCUCUUUUACAUUGAUUUCUUAGAGAUCUAUGCAAAAGAGAAUAAUCAAACAGAUGCUUCACCAGCUGCAUCUCCAUCUCCAACAAUCAAAAAAAAAUAACUUUUUAAAGAACUCUAUUCAGAAUAGAUAAGUCUGGCUCAUAAAAUGGAAAUGUUCUUUUCUCAAGACAUAGUGAGUAAUUAUGUUCCAAAAUCCAAUAUUUGGUUUCAUUCCCAAAGUCAAAAUUGCUAUUUUUUAUUAAUGGAAACCCUCUUCAACACUUAUCGCUUUCACAAAUAUAAUCGAACACCUUAUGCAACAAUAUUCCUUAAUCUUAUUACCUAGAUUGUAGAAAAUGUAACAAUAGCCAAUACCAAAUAAUCUCUAUUUAAAGGAGAAUUACAAACAUUGAUAGGAAAUGCAUACUUUGAGUUGUGUAUAUAUAUUCCAUUUUAAUUAAGAUGAAUAUAAUAAGGCUGAUUAGCAUUAUAUCUAAUCAAUUGAAUAAGCUAUGGAGGCUGUUAGAAUAAUUUUGGGUGAAAUUGAAAAAAUGAAAAGCAAUAUAGAUCUUAAUGUGGUUAAGGUGCAAUUAGCCAAAUUAAUCAGUUAGAUUUUAGUUAAUUUUGAAUUAUAAUCUUUGGUUAAUCAACAAAUGGAAAAGUAGUAAAUGACUUUUAAUAUAGUUAUGAUCGUUGCUUAGAAAUUGUUUAAAUUGGUGUGUAUUUCAAUAGAAUUUUAGAAAAUUUCAAAAUUUGUAAGGAAGUAUCAUUACAAUUUGAGACAAGGAGUACAGAAAUAAAAGAAAAUUAUAAGGAUCAUGUUGAUGAAAUAAAUGAAAUAAGUAGAUUACUUUCUCAUGUAUUCUAAAUUUCAUUAAAAGACCAUUUAAAAAAUAGCAAAUCUGCUUUUGAUUUGUAAUAAUUAAGUUAAGUUGAGUAAUAUGAACAAAAAAUCUUUGAAAAGUAUUAAUAUGCAAAAAAUAAUUAAACCUUUUUUAUCAAAAGUAGAGAAGUGCCUAAAUAAUUAAUUUUAGACAAUAUAUUACAAUAGUAAUAGUAAUCUCAAUAUUUUGUUAAAAAUCAAUCAAUAAAAAUAUUCAAACUUAAACAUAAUAAUUCAUAACAUUCAAUUGAAUAACCUUCAACCAAUUAUAAUGAUAGUCAAUUGUAAUUGUCAAAUAAUAAGAAUGAUUAAAGUCAUCUAACUUAAAUUGAUACAUCACAUAAUUCAUCAAUAAAAACUCAAUUAAAUAAAACUUUAAAAGUCAAUUCAAAUCAUAGAUAGAGUUUCUUAAGUGAAUUAAUACAUUUAAGAAAUUAAGGAUCUAAAUCAGAUGAAAAAGAAAAAAACAUUGAAAGCGAAGUUGAAAAGAAUUUUAGAUAAUAGAAAGAAUUACUUUUUAAAAUUAGCAAUAAAAGUUACUAUAUAUUUAAUAUAUUUUUUAGAUGCAUAUUAGCCAUUAGAUUAAGUUGUUAAAUCAUAUAUCAAUUAAAAUCUUGUUAGCUAUUAAAAAUGUUAAUCAUUAGAUGAAGUGAAGUAGAAUGCCAGAUAAAUCUGUUAAGCUGAAGCUGAAGUACACAAAGAAGUACCAAUAACAAAAAGUUUAUUGUAAGCUAGAAAAAUGACUUGUCCAUAAGGUGUUAUGGUUAAAGAUAAAUAGGCAGAACAUGAAUUCAAUAAAUUACUUGAAUUUAAUGUUAUAGAAUAUUUUGAUUUUGUUUAAACAAAUAAAGAUUUGGCAGUUACAAAUUUAAAGGCUUAAUAAGAAAAUAAAUAAGUUCGAAUAGCAUAAUAGAAUUUGUUCUCUGAUAAUUUCAUUCCUAAGAAAAAAUUAAAUUUUAUUGAUUAAGAAGAAAUUAAAUAAAUUGAAUAAGCACAAUAGAUAGCAGAAUAAGCAGAGAAUCUAUUAAAGAAAACAUAUGAUAAAAGAAAAUCAACUUAAAAAUAAUCUAGAAUAGCACUUUUAAAUUUUAUGCAAGAUAAAACACAUAAAUCCUAGAAACAAGAUACUAUAGUACCAAUGUCUUAUGAUUAAUCAUUAGACUAAGCACGUAAUUCAAUUAAAAAUGUUUUAUCAUUAAAUGAGAAACAAAAAUAACGAUUUGAAGAAGAAGAUUAAGAAUUAAGAGAAGUAAAUUUAUAAAUUAAUUAUUAGACUGAAUUACCUUACAAAUUUAAGAGAUCUUUAUCUGGUAGCUCAAAAAAGAAAUCAUAAUCUAAGAGUAUUUUAAUAAAAAAAGAAUUUGGACAUUUAUGUUCAUCAACAAAAAAUAUUAGAGAAAAAGAUUUUGGAUCUUCAAAUAAUACUGAAACAAAGAUAAGAGGAAUCUCUUUAGAUAGAAUUAAAUGA
Molecule: messenger RNA, 2634 nt
Organism: Paramecium pentaurelia
Lineage: Eukaryota; Ciliophora; Oligohymenophorea; Peniculida; Parameciidae
Source: the annotation of a GenBank genome assembly